AUGGAUGGUUUCAAAGAGCCCAGCAAUUGUUGCACCGGUGACUCCUUUGUUGGCCAAGCGCGCCUCGACCGGAAGCUUCAGGCGAAUAGGGGACAGUCCCGCGGUCCUCUUCUUUUGGUCUUCCGCCUGAUUGAUGUCGCGUCCGGGCUGGAGCUUCUCAUCCCCAGUGAAUUAUUCAUUUCCGAAAGGUUCAUGACGCGAGACCCACCGCUGUUCAUCUCCGUACGAUGCAGUGUUUCUACCAUUGCACAUGGCCAUGAGCAGACUGCUGGUGUUCACGAAAAAAAUCACCUCCCCUCCAGAUAA
Soboliphyme baturini is the source of this 306-nucleotide messenger RNA. The record is from the annotation of a GenBank genome assembly. Lineage: Eukaryota; Metazoa; Nematoda; Enoplea; Dioctophymatida; Soboliphymatidae.